AAACCUCGUAUGGUCCUUAUAUCUCCGCAGCUUUGGCUCUCAGUUGACGUAAUUGAGUUCGUGUGAUUCCCCCGACAUUCCCAAUGCAGGCCGCAGCGAGACGCGCGCCGCGAGCACGACGCCCGCGCCUGUCCCUGUCUUUCUCUCCGUCCUCUUCUUCCUCCUCCUCGUCGCCGUCGUUGCCCACGCUCUGGCUGCAAUACGUUCAGCCUGCGAGGAGCGCACGUUAUUCCCGUCAGCCACUGUUUCCAGCGGUCAGGCACGGUAAUCAUUGUCAAAUAAUAGCCAUCAUGCCGGCCUUCGAUCCUGUUCGCGAUGCCGUCCUCAACUCACCCUCCAUCCCCCCUUCUCUCCACUCAACGCCCCGUAUGCAUAUCGACCUUCCGCUGAGCUCGUACCCGUCCUCUUCUUCGGCCACGAGCAACACACCAUCCAGCUCAGGUGCAGGUUAUGCGCCUUCAAGCUCCAGUGCGUCCACACCACUGACCCGCCGUGCAACCGACCUCUCCGUCCUCCUCAACUCGGAUCCACCUUCACAGGAUACACCGCUCUUCACCCCAGUCACUCCCAGACCACCCAUCAAGCUAUCACAUCUCCUUCUCCCCACGGAUAGUCCUGCAAGCAUGAGCGUUUCUGAUGAGCAAGAUGAGCUCUCCAACCUCGCUCCACUUCGCAGGCGGUCCGAGUCCAGUAGUAGCUCUAGCAUUCAGGAAGGCUCAUACUUUACCUGGCACGGUUCGAGCUCCUCGAAAGCGCCAGUGCUAGCCGGGUCACCCAGACUUGCGCUGCCGGGCUCACUUCCCACUCAUCAGGCGCACAGCGGUCCUAGCACGCUUAACAACUCUGUGCCAGUGAUCCGUUCUCCCGUGGCGCCCACACUCUCCAACAUCGUUUCACCGACGAACUCCUACCCCGCAUCUAGUACUUCGCGCCCGUCGUCCUCGCAUUCUGUUUCCUCCGAUACAUCUGCUGUGUCCAUGCCUGUGCUGGGAGGUUUGAACGCCCCACGACGUCCCAGCUACGAUCAACCCACUGUGCAUAGUAGAACACCUGCAAUGCCACCACCACCCCAGCCGCGGUCGUCUACGCCACCUUCUAUGACGCCUGUACAGCUUCCGGAAGCUAAAUCGAUGGCACACAUCGGAAGGUCCUCCAUUCAAAAUGCGUUCGCCCAGGAGACUGAUAUCAUGAAUCCGCCCCCUGCAUUUACAUCUGCUGCGAGUCAGAAUAGCCAGCACACUGCCUCGCCAGCUUCAUCAGAGUUGAAGCAGCGUGCAAAGCCUUCUUCAUCUCCUAUUUCAGCACCUCGUACCCCGAUCCUUCCUCCGAAGCCCUCGCUUAAUCCGUCGUCAAGCAUGUCUUUCAACUCGUCCCUGCCUUCCGCUUCGUCACUACCGCCCAAACCGGACCGCCCAGAAGGUACAGACGCAGGCCCACCAUCGUCCAACAUGUUCACCAUCAAGCGAAGCAAGGUGCCGUAUAAUCCCAUUAACCGGCGGACGCCCGCUGGGUCGGUGCUCGUGCCACUCUCUUCGACGGAGAUGGAGCGAUACAGAAAUUUCCCUGGUGGCGUGGGCACGAUGAUUCUGAGGAAGAGGAAGCGGGAGGACGCAGAGAAGGGUACGAGUCCGGGUGUGAAGAAGGACCAUGCCGACGUCGAUUGGGCCCGGGGAAGGGGUGAGAUGACUAGCCAAAAGAGAGACAGCGAGGACAUGGAAGACGAUGGAAGGAAGAAAAGGAGGAGAACGGGUGAUGUAGGGCUUGUAGUCGAACACUACAACGCUCGCCCAGACGUUGGCGUGUCUCAGAGGCAGGAGUCGCCUAUAAUUGGCCUCAAAAGCUUCAACAAUUGGGUGAAGAGCGUGCUCAUCACGCGCUUCGCGCAUCCAGCGCUGGUCGCUGAUAGUGAAGCUCGGGGCUCACUUAGGGGACGUGUGUUGGAUAUAGGCUGCGGAAAGGGAGGCGAUUUGACAAAAUGGAGUAAGGCAAGAAUUAGGGAAUAUGUCGGAAUCGAUAUUGCGGCGAUCUCUGUAGAACAGGCCCGCCUGCGACACAUGUCACUGCGUGGUGGACCGCGCUUCGCGGCGUCGUUCUUCGCUCUUGACUGCUAUGAGCACGACCUGCACGAUGGAUUGCCUCCGGCUCUCCUUGCGCGCCCCUUUGACGUGGUGUCUAUGCAGUUCUGCAUGCAUUAUGCGUUCGAGAGUGAGAAGAAGGCUCGAUGUAUGCUGAAGAACGUUGCGGAUAAUCUGAGAUCAGGCGGCAUAUUCAUUGGGACGAUACCUGACUCAACUCAGUUGAUGGAUCGGCUGGACUCGUUACCGCCAAAUGCUGAAGAGCUAUCUUGGGGCAAUAGCGUGUACAAGGUCCGGUUUGAAGAUCGUGCACAUCGACCUCUUUUCGGGCACCGGUACUGGUUCUUCCUCAGGGAUGCAGUCGAUGACGUGCCAGAAUACGUUGUCCAGUGGGACAAUUUCAUUAAGCUGGCGGCCGAAUAUGGUUUACGGUGUGUAUACAAGAAGGAGUUCCACCAAGUGUUCGAGGAACACCAUACGCAUCCGGAGUUUGGCCCGCUACUGGAGCGGAUGAAGGUUGUCGAUGCGGACGGGGAGAGUCAAAUGGAUGAAGAUCAGUGGGAGGCAGCCAAUAUCUACGUAGCCUUUGCCUUCGAGAAGCGAUAGUCGGAGGCAUUUCGAUAUUGAUGCGAUUGAAAUCAGACGGGGCUUUUUCCGCCUGGUAUACGAUUCAUCACGAAUGGCCCAAACCUUGCCUCGAUCCUGGAUGAGCGGAACUGGUUCUUCUUGAAAGUACUAUGAGACAUUUGCUUCAUGUAUGAUUGAGUGUGGCCUGGUAUGACAUGGGCUCGGGGAGACGAGCGAAACAUACGAAGCGCGGCAUGAUCGUAAACGUGAGUUUUGAAUGGGCGAGCAUGCAAUAUUUGAUGAUUAAGAGAAUAAUGAAGUCGGAGUCGCCACAGGACCGACGGCGCGUAGACACAACCUUAUGAC
Messenger RNA from Laetiporus sulphureus 93-53, 3008 nucleotides. RefSeq lists its product as uncharacterized. Gene Ontology annotation, cellular component: nucleus. Gene Ontology annotation, biological process: 7-methylguanosine mRNA capping. The record is from RefSeq and is a predicted model, not a curated record. The coding region runs from base 84 to 2681 and encodes 865 amino acids. Lineage: Eukaryota; Fungi; Basidiomycota; Agaricomycetes; Polyporales; Laetiporaceae. Gene Ontology annotation, molecular function: mRNA 5'-cap (guanine-N7-)-methyltransferase activity. The transcript is spliced from 6 exons.